This is a messenger RNA of Dermacentor albipictus, 2607 nucleotides long. RefSeq names its product neprilysin-1-like. Gene Ontology annotation, molecular function: metalloendopeptidase activity. Lineage: Eukaryota; Metazoa; Arthropoda; Arachnida; Ixodida; Ixodidae. Gene Ontology annotation, cellular component: plasma membrane. The record is from RefSeq and is a predicted model, not a curated record. Gene Ontology annotation, biological process: protein processing.
GAAGAGUCCUGCCGCGCUCCGCUUGCACACGUCCUUUCUUCGCUGUCCAGGCUCCGCAGCCGACGACUCGAAUCUUCUCGUUACCACAGUCAACUUUAACGGUCAACGACACGUCAUGGCUGAUAGGUCAAGGAAGAGCAGCGUGUCCUCGAAAUCCUCGAAAUCCUCCAAGUCAUCCGCGUCAGCGAAGUCUAGCUCGGCCAAAUCCAAGGACAGCGGCGAGGAUGCGAAGCAAAAGUCCCGCAAGGUUUCACUCACCGAAAUACUCGCCACCAGGACCAGGACCAGUGCGGUUUCAUCGACGGCACAGAGGUAUGAGGUACCUACGGUAUCCAGGCUUUCAACACGACGACUGUCAAAGAGAACCUUCAGCAUAGAUAAGAUCGGCGAACCUACCACCCCGAAGCCAGCGAGAACCGUGACUAAAUGCAAGGUCAUCAUGCUGCUCGUUGUCCUCGCGCUGUUGCUGGUGCUUGUCGGCGUGUUCCUGGUAGCCUAUCUCUAUACGACCGAGACUACGCGAACGAAGGUGGAGAUUUGCGCCACCGACGACUGCGCUGCCUUUGGCCGUGAACUGAGCUUAGCCAUCAACAAGGCGGUAGACCCAUGUCACGACUUCCACGCCUACGUGUGCGGCAGCUGGGACGACCCCGCUCGUCGGGACUCGACCGAAGAUCGGAUGAGGGCUGCAGCCUUAGAUAUGGCGCUCGACGAGGUCACAGACAGCUCGUCGCAAGCCGGAAAGGCGGCGCAGUUCUUCGACAGCUGUAACAGGGCCGCCGCGGACGUAAAAAACAACCUGAGACAGUUCGCGGAGUUCCAACGCUCCCUCGGUAUGACCUGGCCCGAUCGUAGUAUACCAAAGGGGCAGCAUCCGCUCGACCUAAUGAUCAACUUGGCGCUGAACUGGCAGAUGAACUUCCUCUUCGACAUGAAUGUUAUCGUCGUUCGAGAAUCCGCUACGUUGCUUGUCUCGCGCGGUCACCUGGACGCCGUUUGGGAGCAGGACAUGCGCGAUCCCAGGACACUUCCCAAAUAUGAGAUUUACUUGAACGAUUACUACGAAAUACUCGGCGUCAAUAGCUCACAAGCUAGAAUCGGAACGGUCGAGUUAAUUCAAAUUGAGAAGGACAUUGUGGACGCCAAGGUUCAGUUCCUCUACGACGCCCCUCAACAAGACUGGUUCAAGGUAAGCGCCCUCAAUGACAAAACACCCGCUGUACCGGCAGGCCUCUGGCUAAAUCUUCUGAAAAAGCACGACAAACAGUUCGACUGGACCGGUGACCACACAGUGAUCGUCGAGGACGUAAGGAUCCUAGAGACCAUAGACAAGUUACUGCAGAACUUCACCCACGAAAAGUUGAUCAUCGGGCUGUCGUGGAUAUUUAUUCAGACCCAUCUGUGGGCUGUUAUUGGCGUGCCAUCCAUCAGAUUCCGCGGCACGUACUCCGAGCUGAAGACAAUGCAGGAGCGCGGCUGCAUGACGUACGUCGAAUCCCUGCUGGGUCUGUACAGCACAUCGAAGAUGAUGGCCGAGCGCUACGGCGACGCUGCAAGUCGGCUGCAUGUCAACAGCUUAAUGCACAGAAUGAACGACAACGUCAAGCGGCUCGUGAAAAACCUGACAUGGAUGGACGACGAGAGUAAGCGAGUGGCCUUUCUAAAGCUUGACAGAAUGACCCGCGUCUUAAUGCCGGCUGACAGCUUCUUCAACAAAAAGGAACGCGCCUCGCUGUACAGCGUAUUUCCGGACAUGAGCGGCAAGACUUUCAUGACGAACCUGUUGGCCGCUUCUGAAGUGUAUCGCCGACUCCGCAACCACAAACGUUUCGCGGAUGUGUACAGUGUUCGCAUGUUUCCCCGGUUCGGCCGUGAGUUGUACUUGUACAUGCCGAACACGAUGACAAUCGCGAUCGGCGACCUGAAUCCGCCGCUGUUUUACCGCAACGCAACGCUGGCCAUCCAAUACGGCGCACUGGGCUCCCUCAUCGGUCGCCAGAUGGCCAAGCCGUUAGAUGAAAUCGGCAUCACGGUGGACGCUGCCGGCGUGCGCGGCCAGUGGCUGCAGCCCGCUGCGGCCGCAGUGCACGCCGGUAAGGCCAACUGCGACGUCCGUCCGACCACGGACGGCACCCGGUGGCGGCCGCUGCGCGUGUUCCCCGCCGUGGUCGGCCUGGAGAUUGCGUACGCGAGCUACAUCGCGGCGUUAAAGGUCGACUUCCGCUCGGUGGAAGACUUCCGGGUCACUCACCUUGAAGAGUUCCAGGACUAUAAGGUGUUUUUCCUCGCGUUCUGCUAUUCGCUGUGCUCCAAGCGGCCGCAGGCCAUGGGCGACGCGUGCAACGUUCCGGUCAAGAACUCGCCGCAAUUUGCAAAAGCUUUUCGUUGCCCGUUGAAUUCACCAAUGAAUCCGCCUAAGAAGUGCACAUUUCUUUUUGACGAGUGACCAACUUUAGCACAUUAUUUCGCUGUCGUCAUUGCGUGCGCUGGUGAUUCCUCACUUUUGUGAGACGGUGGCCCAUAAACAACUACCGUAAGCGCAGCUGUGAAUCGUCGCAGGCAAUAUUAAACGCGCGCCUUAUGGCAAAAAAUGAGUCAACAUGUCUU